This is a messenger RNA of Manis javanica (Malayan pangolin), 8654 nucleotides long. The record is from RefSeq and is a predicted model, not a curated record. Lineage: Eukaryota; Metazoa; Chordata; Mammalia; Pholidota; Manidae.
AUGGAAGGAGAUUUGCCUCUGGGAGGAGUUUGGGAAACAGAUGCUGGCACGUUUAAUAAGAGAGAGAAUACAUCCACAACGGGUGGUUUUGGAGUUGGAAAGAGUUUUGGAAACAGAGGCUUUUCAAAUAACGAAUUUGAAGAAGCUUAUCGUUUUGCUUUCUGGAGAGUUCUGGGCUAUUUAAAAAUUGCUGGUCCGUAUAUUCUAGUACAUUUCUUUGCUGACACUGGUCAUGAUGACACUUACCAAAGCAGAGGUAACAGAGGAAGUCGACGAGGACCAAAAGUAACCUAUAUACCACCUCCUCCAUCUGAGGAUGAGGACUUCGUCUUUGCACAUUAUCAACCAGGGAGAAACUUUGGCAAAUACAAUUGUAUUCUUGUAGAGGUAUCCGAACCCAAUGCACCACCACCAAUUCUGACUUUUAAAGAAGCUAAUCUCUGUCAGACACUGAAUGACAACAUUGCUAAAGCUGGUUAUACUAAGCUUACUCCUGUGUAGAAAUACAGUAUUCCUAUUAUCCUAGCAGGACGAGAUUUGAUAGCUUGUGCACAAACAGGGUCUGGAAAGACUGCAGCAUUUCUCUUGCCAAUUUUGGCUCAUAUCAUGAGUGCUGGAGUAACUGCCAGUCGUUUUAAAGAGCUGCAGGAACCCGAGUGCAUUAUUGUAGCACCAACUCGAGAAUUAAUCAAGCAGAUCUAUUUGGAAGCCAGAAAAUUUUCUUUUGGGACUUGUGUAAGAGCUGUUGCUAUAUAUGGGGGAACCCAGUUUGGGCAUUCAGUCCGUCAGAUAGUGCAAGGCUGUAAUAUAUUGUGUGCUACUCCUGGAAGACUGAUGGAUAUCAUAGGCAAAGAAAAGAUUGGUCUCAGACAAGUCAGAUACUUAGUUUUGGAUGAAGCUGAUUGCAUGCUGGAUAUGGGCUUUGGACCAGAAAUGAUAAAGUUAAUUUCCUGCCCAGGAAUGCCACCAAAGGAGCAGCGUCAAACCGUUAUGUUUAGUGCAACAUUUCCAGGAGAAAUUCAGAGGUUGGCUCGGAAGUCUUUGAAGCAGAAUUACUUGUUGGUUGUGGUUGGACAAGUGGGUGGAGCAUGUAGAGAUGUUCAGCAGAUCAUUCUCCCAGUUGGCCAGUACUCAAAAAGAGAGAAACUUGUUGGAAUUCUACUAACCACAGGUGAUGAGAGAACCAUGGUUUUUGUUGAAACUAAGAGCAGAUUUUAUUGCCAGUUUUCUUUGUCAAGAGAAAAUAUUAACAACAAGUAUUCAUGGUGACUGGCAGCAGUGAGAGAGAGAGCAGAGUCUAUGGGAUUUUCGCUGUGGAAAGUGCCCGGUUCUUGUUGCUACCUCAGUAGCGGGCAGAGGGCUGGAUAUUGAAAAUGUUCAACAUGUUAUCAAUUUUGAUCUUCCUUCUACCAUUGAGGAGUAUGUCCAUCAAAUUGGACGUACUGGUUGCUGUGAAAAUACUAGCAGAGCUAUUUCCUUUUUUGAUCCUGAAUCAGAUAACCAUUUGGCACAGCCUCUGGUGAAAGUAUUGUCAGAUGCUCAACAGGAUGUUCCUGCAUGGUUGGAAGAAAUUGCCUGUAGUACACGUUCCGAGCCCCAGUGGUAGUACAAGAGGAAAUGUGUUUGCAUCAGUUGAUAAUAGAAAGAAUUACCAGGGCAAGGGCACUUUCAACACAACAGGGUUUUCUUCGUACAAGCUCCCAAUCCGGUAGGUGAUGAGUCAUGGGAUUAAAGCUGAAACAGCCUUCAAGUUUGUGGCACAGUUUUGAUGCAGAGAAGACAAUAGUUUUGAUUUUUGAGCUUUUAACAGAACUGUGAAACCUGACACUUGUAUCUCGUCCUUCUGUUCUUACUCCCACCCUUAAAGAAAUAUAUAUCCUGACUAGUUAUGUGAAAAGCUGAAAGUUACAGCAUUGCAGUUACUGAUAUAAAUGGUGUUACCCGGAAAGAUUAAAGCAUUAUAGAUGUCUUGCUUAUUUCUAAAGUAUUCUUCAGAGGUUUUAGACAUGUUUCAUGUCUAAAUGCUAAGUCUUAGUAUAGCGUUUAUGGAUCCUAUUACAAGCAAUAGCAUAUACACAUUUUUGGUUAAAAAUUAUUAGGUCUCAUUUUUACUCAAAAGGAAACCUUAAAGCUAGAUAGAGUGUUUCACUAAAAUAUGGUAACGUGAUUGUCAUGAAGCAGUGAAAGACAUAAGCCUGUUAAGACAAUUUUGAUUCUAGAUCAUCUGAUAUGUGAUAAAAAUGGUGAAAUGUUUGCUAUGUGAGCUCUGUACUCAAUGAUAUAACAAAUGCUUGUUUUCAUAAAAUGUAGACUUUCCUUGAAAAUAAAGGAUGAAACACUCUUAAAAAAAAAAAAGAAAUAAGAAAGCUGAUAACAUAAACCAUGUGAAGGCAUCCUCAGGGAGCCCUUAGAAGCAAAGCCGCUGUCCCCGCUCCGGGUUUGGUCGCCCAGAGUUUACGUGCACCCUUGGGGAUACAAAGGUUUAGCAAGGGGGGCAGAGGUGGGAGACUGCUUUCCUCACACCCACUUUCCAAGGAUUCCUCUAUUACUGCGCUUCUUCAAAAGGAAUCUGGAGAGGAGGGAUUCCCCUUCUGCCUCGUGAGUGAGCCCAAAGAGCGCCUCUGGGCUUACGUGCUUUAGGAAGGUAAGACUGCUUUCCUCAUCAGGAGCGAGCCUGAGUUCACCGGUGGGUUUGAGUCCCAAGGACUAGGUUAGGUUUGUGGCUGACAUUCUCCACAAAUUUAAGAAGUUCUUUUCAGGUUAAAGGCUUUGAAUAGAAUACAUUUAAACCAAGUCUACAAUAUACCAUAUACCAGAAAAUAUAUUCUUUAUAAUUAUUUGAACUCACAAUAAAAAUAUGUAGACGUUAACUUACAAACACAUUCUCAGGCUUUGAAAACUUUUAAAAGUGUGAGAGUGACCCUCAGAGGCCCCUGCCAGGGGGCAGUCAGACACCAGCCACGGCUGGCUGGCUUCCUAAUCUGGGUCAGAGGGAGGCACCAGGAGCUUCAGAAGCCAGAGAGAGGAUCUAGAGAUUUCGCUCUCACCUGGGGGUGCUCCUAGCAUGUGGGGGGAGAAGCUGCAAUACUGCUCAGCAUCCUGCGGGCCACAGGACAACCCCCCACCCAAGGGAUCAUCUGGCCCAAGGUGUCAACCAUGCUGGGAAUGAGCCCUGACCCUGAGGGUCACUUUUAUUCACUACUCAUCUAUUUAAUAUAUCAUGUUUAGUUACAUAAAAAGCUAUUUAGGAAAUAGAAUUAAAUUUAAACUAAAAUGAAUUUUGAGAAAAGGCAGUUCAAUACUAAAGUCCUGGUGAAGAUGUACAGAGUAGUACCUUCAUUAGACUUGAUGCUGCCAGCUUUCUAAUGCCCAGGGAGAGAAAGUGGGUGGUAUUAGGGGGCGUUGGGCUGAGGGAAUAGUGUGCUGUCCCCUACACUGCCCUGGGGCUGAGAGGCCAGCCACAAGGCUGUUUUUACUUGAAAAAGUUUGUUGCUUCAAGGAAAACAAAUGACAAUAUUUGUUGCCAAUUAUAAAGUUGGAGUUUUCAAGUGAAAAUCUUGGAAAGCUGGUAUCUGCCAUGGGUACUUGAAAACUUACUAAUAUUUAAGAGUUUUCUGAUGAGGUCAGUGUGAUAUUAAUGAAGAUUCUUUGCUAUCACACAAUGAAACAUGCCAACAUUGAAGAAAUCUGCAUAUGACUCAGUAACCAUCAUUUUCUGAAUGACAGGUGCAUGAUGCUGCUGCCCUACACAGCAUAGGUAACAGUGCUGCUGUGCCAAACCACCACGACAUGAUGGCUUAUGCAACACGACCUGUUCUUGCAGUUCUGUAGGUCCAAAGAGAGACAUGGGUCUCCCUGGGCUAAGAUCAAGGUGUCGCAUGGGCUGUAUUCCAUUCUGGAGGUGCCAGGGGACAGUCCGCUCCCCUGCAUCUUUCAGUCUCUCGAGACCCCCACAUUCCUCGGCUGGUGGAAUCCUUCCAUCUUCAAAGCCAGCAAUGGUGGGCUGAGUCCUUUUCAUGUUGCGUCUCUCUCUUUUCUUGUUACAUCUCCCUCUCCAUGUCCCUAACAGUCACAUUGGCAAACAUCACUUUUCCACAGAAGAUGGGAUAUGCCCAGGUUCACAGAAAUAGGUGCAGGUGCCUUUCAGGACCAUUAUUCGGGCUAGUACAUGUGGACAAAAGAUCACUCCAAAUUCCAGAGCAAUGGAUUCUAAGGUAACAGAGUACAAAAAGCUCAUUGAUACAAUUUCAGAUUCUACAUUGCAGGUAAUCUUUUACAAAUUUUAGAGUUUUGUUUUUGAAUCUUAAAGGCUAUAAAAAUUCUCUCUCCCGUUUCCAACUAUGUAUCUUUGAGGAGCUGGAUUUUCUUUAUAAACUUUAACCAAGCAACCUGUUACAACAGACUGAACCCAGGAGAAACAACUAUAAUCAUCUGAUUUUUCUCCCAUUAAACCAGACAUUAAGGAGAUGUGCAAAAAGGUAAAAAUAAUGCCAUCUUCUCAUUAAAUCAUUUUUGUUUUAGAAAAUGUAGUAAUUUUAUUUUUAAAAAUAGGCUAUUUAUGUUACUAUAUAAUGGGCUUAUUAUUUAUAAAUCAAUAAAAAUUUUAAAUGUUCUUGGUUUUAAUUUUCAAUGAGAUAAAUAUUCAGUGAGUUAAAUAUAACACAUUUAAAUAAAAGUUCUCUGGAAUCCUCAUUUUAAGGGCAUCAGGGAUUUUGAGACCCAAAAGUUUGAGAAUAAAGUAACUGCUGGGUGGCCUGUGAAAGGCUGUCUAGGAUGACAUUGGGAGGACCUGUAAGUAUCUUUUUACAUUAUUUCCAAGUUUUAAGUAACAUUUCUCACAUCUUCUCUACAACUACUAUGGGGUAAGAGGAAGAAGAGUCUAUGUGGACUCAGGACCCAGGGCUCACCCACUGACAAGCUGCCUCCUUUAACACCUGCUGAACUGCUUGGUCCUCAGACGUGGGCAUACACACCUGCUCUGUCCACCUACAGUGUUGUUAGAACUAAAUACGAUAAUUUAAGGAAACUGCUUUCUAAUCCAGAAAUUGUUUUAUAAGUCUAAGUUGGAAUGUUUUAGGCAUAUAAAGGCAUAUAAGAUAUCUGCUUUUGGCUGAGUGGAUGAACUGGACUAAAACAGUCAAUUAGCAAGUGCCUUUUGCACACCUGCCUAGCCACAGCACAGCAGUGACCUGCAAGAAUUAUAAGACACAGCUCUGUCCAGAGUUUAUAAUUAUGAGUUAAAGAGUGGUGAGAUCAGUAUCUCAGAGCAUAUUUUCAGUGGCUUCUGCCUGCAGAGAAAUGAUCAGAUAAGGAACUGGAAAGGUUAGAUGGAGGAGGUCAAGUUUCAAGAAAAAGAUGAAACAUGAGCUGUGUUUUGAUGAAUGGAUAGGAUUUCUUUUUCAUUGAGGUAUAAUGGACAUAUAACAUUAUAUUAAUUUCAGGUACAACAUAAUGAUUCCAUAUUUGUAUGUAUUGUGAAGUGACCACCAGAAUAAGUCUAGUGGACAUCCAUCCACACGCAUAGUUGUAAUUUCUUUUCUUGUGAUGAGGACUUUGGAGAUCUACCCUCUUAGCAACUUCCAAACAUACAGCCCCCUGUUAUUAACUGUAGGCCCAGGCUGCACAUUUUCAGUGGGUGGGAUCUGAAGCACAGUGGAAGCAGCAGCUCCCAGCAGGGAUGCUAAAGUGAAAUGCUAGCACUUCAGUGGGAACAACUCAGCACUGAUGGGGAGAAAGCAUGGCCUCUGGUCUUCUGGGUCCACGCCCAUGGCUGCCUUUCUACUGGGUGCGCUGCUGGGCUCCCCUCCCACUGCUGGUCUAGUGGGAAGCAGGCUUCACUCUCCCCCAGGAGACCAUGUUUAACUUUUUUCCCUGCUGCUUUUGAUGUACUUACAACAUGAAGACAUGUACAGAGGGUUGGUAUUAAUGAUGAGCAGUGACUCCCCCACACAGCUUCUUAAGAUAGUGAUGAAUCUGUUUACUGUAAGCUAGUUAAGACAAGUCAUGAGUCAUUAGCUUAAUCUGGUGCAGGUAAACCAUGUCAUGCUUUAAUCAGCUUCCCAGGCCCAAAUCAGCCCCAAGGCAAAGGGCAAAUUAAUGACUACAUAUGUUUUAAAGAAGGAGCAAGGUAGCAUUUAGGCUAGAGUCCCUUUUUAAAUCUGUGGCCACAUAAAUGCUUGAGAGUUAAGGGAGAUGCAAAUAUAUCAAAAUAAGAAAAAAAAUCACAAAAUCUGAAAGACCUUUCAACCUAAAUUUGAAUCAGAAACAUCAGCAUGAAUUCAUGGUGUGUUUUCUUUAAAACAAACAGAAACCAAACACGUGGACAAACCAAACUAAUUUCUAGUUCCAUCCACUGGACAGGCCUGUGUCUAACCCUAUGGCAAUAAGUGCAGGACUCUGGUUUCCGGAAACAAAUCUUCACAGAAAGAACCCAGGAUUCCUGCUACCAAAAUAAGGCAGGAGGAGCAACAUGGAUAUUAACUGACAUGGAAUCUGAAGAAAACAUAUUUCAAUACAAAAAGAAACAUGUUUUAAUGAGAAAAGGGAAAUUUUUAAAAGAAAACCUAAAGCUAUAGCACCAAACAGCCCUAAAGCAAAAUACACAGAAACUCAGCGGGUAUCAUUAAGCCAGGGUGCACGCUGUUGGCGCGGACCAGACCAGCAGGUCAGGCUGUCUCCCUCUGAUGCCAGCCAUGAUCACAUCAGGUGUCUGCAGGCCCAUCUGUCCCUGCUAGGUUUCCUUCUUGCUCCUCCAGCAGUUUAGCUUCUGUCGAUGAUUAUCGCUCAGACUUGUCAUUUUACUUUGGGAGGCAAAAUGGUAAUAUCGUAAUACUCUUACCCUUCAUUCUUUAGCUGGAAUUUUACAGAGGAGAACUUUGCUCAUCAAAUAUUUGAUCAACCUGAGGUGCCCUCCCUAUAGGAAGGGAAGAAUAGUCGAGUGAUGCUUACUCGGUAUUCCUAAGUAUUCAGUCAUGAGCUGGCUCCUUUGUGGUCCCUAAGGAUGACUGAUGAGGGUGUGUGUGUGUGUGUGUGUGUGUGUGUGUGUGUGUGUGUGUGUGCAUGCGCACGCAUGCGGGCUGGGGGAGAGGGGUUGGGUAUCACUAAGCAUUCAUGGAUUUCAAUAUAUUUGGUAUGUUUCAAUCCAUUGCAGUUACUCUGUUUGCUGCUCAAAAACCAUUCCGUUUUGCUGUUUGGAGCCCCUCAAAGUCCAGUUCUGGGGCCUGAUGUGGCCCCAGCAGGGUUGCACAGCCACCGUCCUUUCUGAUGGGACACGUGUUCAUCCCAGGAUCCCCUUGAGCAUUUCCUUCUCCAGCAUGGAGGCAGCCAUUUCCCCAGGAGCCCUGGUUCCUUGAAGUGAAAAUUCACAUUAGAGACUACAGUCCUGGCAUGGGGCUGAGCUGGUUGCUCACUGCUCUGAUAGAGCUCAGGAAUAAUGCUUUCUCUUUGGCUGGUCUUGUUUUUCUUUUUACAGAAAAUAUAUCAUGGGUUCAUAUGGAUAUUUACCAUCCAGACUUAGUUAGCAUGACAGAACUUUUCAUUGUUAAUUUCUUUAAUUUUGUUUCUGCAUUGUCUUUCUCUCAUACUUAAAACAUCCCUGGUAGCAUUCCCAUCAGUCCUUACUUGGUCCGUGUACUUUGUGUAUUUGGUUCCACAGUAACAGCCCUGUGUACUUACUUACUAAGAGGAGGAACCUGGAAGCAGUUGAGGGGCUUUGCAGCCCCUUUGCCUUCAGAUGCAUCUCACUAAGGCCACAUUAGGUCACGUGUAUUAUUUCAAGUCCCUGUGUUUUAAAGUUACGUGAAGUAAUUCUCCCUUUGGUGAAGCAACUACCCAAUAUGCAGUUACAUCCAUUUCUUCCACUUUGCUUUCAUUUACGAGGGUUGCCUUUUUAAGAACUAAACUGUAUUUCAUAACUAUAUUAAACUUCUUACACCGUUCCAGUAAAAUGCACAAGCCAGUUGCUCUCAGAGAAUUCUUGCUUCCAUCCUUGUCCCCUGGGUUGCUUCCCUCCACUGAUAAAACUUGUUCCAGUUGCUCAGGCUGUGGAACAAGGAACCCCAAACUCUGUGGUGUGCACAAACACUUAUCACACCCACUGGUUCUGUGGGUCACUGGUAUGGACAGGCCACAGCAGGCUGCCUCAGCUGCCUCAUGGUGUCGGGGCCUCAGCAGGAGGCAUCCGAGGUCGGUGCUCGGGUCAGCGGCUGGUGGUGGCUGCCAGCUCCGAAAGUUCCCUUCCUGGUGGGCCUUUCCAAGUGGGACUUUCCAUGUGCGAUUCUGGGCUGACUGGUGCUGCCCCACAGCCCACGGCCGGCCUCCUCACCGUGAGCACCAUAAGGCUGAGAGAGAAGGCUGUGGGGGCCAUGGGGCCCAAAAGCCACCCAGCGUCCCUUGUGUGGCCUUCGCCUGGCAGGGGAUCAGCAGUCCCAUGCAGGUUCAUAGGCAGGAGGGGCCUCAUAUGCUGCCGGAGCAGAGCAAGGUUCUGGAGGAGUCUCUGGCCUGGAAAAAAUGGCAAGGCCACUUUUGGAAAAUACAAAGAGCCACACGCCGGUGGGGUUUGGUUUGUCGUUCGCUAUGAAAUGCCGAGAGGAGAGGAAAGGGAGAAGCUGUCACAGUGUUCCAUAAUGCCGUGGAUUUGGGAGGAGACUCAGAAA